Messenger RNA from Contarinia nasturtii (swede midge), 2259 nucleotides. Its product is annotated as GPI mannosyltransferase 3-like. The record is from RefSeq and is a predicted model, not a curated record. Gene Ontology annotation, molecular function: alpha-1,2-mannosyltransferase activity. The transcript is spliced from 3 exons. The coding region runs from base 249 to 1814 and encodes 521 amino acids. Gene Ontology annotation, cellular component: endoplasmic reticulum membrane. NCBI's taxonomy places the organism in Eukaryota, Metazoa, Arthropoda, Insecta, Diptera, Cecidomyiidae. Gene Ontology annotation, biological process: GPI anchor biosynthetic process.
GACCAACAUCAUAUUCAAAUAUACACAUUUUCUGACUUUGGGUCAUUUGCGUUGAAAAAUUUGUUCCGGUUUGUACGUAUACCAGUGGUUCGACAUAAAAAUCGAUUCGGAAUUAUCAAAAAUAUUGUGAAGGUUGAACAUUAAAACGAUUUUUUUUUUCUCGAUACCAUCCAAUAUAGUUUGUGACCGUGUUUGGUUAAGUUCGAGCGGGUACGAAACGGGUGAUGCGAUAAAAUUGAGCUUCGACAAUGGUGCAGUACGUUGUGUUUGCGGCUUUUCUGGUGCUUCGUAUAUUAUCGGUGUUUGUGGUGAAAACUUGGUACGUGCCGGACGAAUAUUGGCAAAGUUUAGAAGUGGGUCAUAAAUUAACCUUUGGAUAUGGUCACAUGACAUGGGAAUGGUCAAAAGGCAUACGCAGUUAUAUUCAUCCAUUGUCGAUAGCGGCCGUGUAUCGAGCGCUUGCCUGGUUUGGUCUUGAUCAAGUGGAAUAUUUGGUGUUGGUGCCGCGUAUUUUACAAGCCAUACUAUCUGCAUUCAGUGACUAUUGCUUCUAUCGAUGGAAUAAGAAUAGUAAAUGGUCGAUAUUUGUAAUAGCAACAUCCUGGUUUUGGUUUUACACCGCCACCCGAACAUUGUCGAAUACAAUCGAAACGUGUUUAACAACGAUUGCGCUCAGCCUAUAUCCACGACAUCAUGAGCCCGAUUCGCAUAAAUUCCUUUGGAUUGUUGCCUUAUUGUGUUUCAUUCGGCCAACGGCCGCUAUUUUAUGGUUUCCGUUGUGCAUAAUUCAUAUGCGAAAAUCUAUUCAUUCGGUUGCCGAGCUAUUGAUUAAGCGGUAUUUACUAAUUGCGUUAAUUGUUGGCGCAAUCGCUGUAUCGUUAGAUUCAUAUGCGUAUGGACGUUUUAUUGUAACACCGUUUGAAUUUUUCAAAGUAAAUGUGCUGGAGAAUGUGGGCAGUUUUUAUGGAACUCAGCCAUGGCAUUGGUAUUUUACAAUUGGUUUGCCAACAAUUUUGGGUCCAUUCACAUUACCAUUGCUAACGGCUGUGCUACAGACAUUACAAAAUCGCGACACAUAUCCAGAUCGAUGCAAUUUAUUAAUUUCAACGAUUUUUACGCUGGUCGUGUACAGUUUUCUUCCGCAUAAAGAGUUCCGUUUUAUUUUACCAUUGUUGCCAAUUUGUUUGCAUAUCAUCGCCGAUUCGUUGAAAAAUUGGAGUCGCAAUGCAUCGCGUAUUAUUAUUUGGAUUGUUGCAUUGGCAUUGCUUACAUUCAAUGCAAUACCAGCCAUCUAUUUAAGUUGGAUACAUCAACGUGGCACCAUCGAUAUUAUGCAACCAAUUGAACGGAUUGCACGUGAAUAUCGAGAUUCGGAUGGACAUUUGGCAAAAUUCUUAUUUUUAAUGCCAUGCCAUUCAACACCGUUCUACAGUCACGUUCACCAAAAUGUAACAUUACGAUUUUUGACAUGCGAACCCAAUUUGAAUGGCGAAGAAAAUUAUAUUGAUGAAGCCGACCAAUUUUACGCAAAUCCAGCCGCUUGGCUACGAUCUCACGUACCCGUCUAUCCAAAAUCAGCGUUACCAACGCAUACGGUUCUAUUCGAUAGCCUUCAACCGCAAAUUAGCGAAUUUCUCAAAAGUUACAAAUUAAUCGAAACUGUAUAUCACAGCAACUAUACAGACACACGGGUCGGACACAAUGUACUACUUUAUGAACGUGUCGCUGAUGCUCCGCCAACCAAACCAAAAGUUGAACCCAACCAAUUCAACAAACCGGAACAUUUUGACAACACAAUUCAUGAUGAAUUUUAGUACAAUCAUUUAACGCAUGCACACACACCGAAUCAAAGCAAAUAGACAUGCUAUUUAAGCCUUUCACACAAAGUCUGACCAUUCGGAAGCCUAUCUUUUUUUUCACGUUUUAAUACAAUGUGUGUGUAUGUUCAAAUUUAAAAAAAAAACAUCAAAAUUUGCAAUACAGUACAAUUUACUGUAAAAUAUGUUAAUUUUGUUUUAUUUAUCAACUAAAUUUUGUUUAUUUUUUGUUUAAAUUUUUUUUUGGAUUGAUGCAAUAAAACGAAAAUAUGACUUUUAUAUCUAAAAAAACAUUCAAAGACAUUCAAACCACAAGCCUUAGUAAAUGAUAUGUAUUAAGGGGAAUGUAGUUGAAUUUUUGACUUCUGAUUAGUAGACAUAAAUUGUAACAAAAAAAUAAACAAUGUUGACAUUAAUAUAAAAAUAAUAAUUGUAAUAAAAA